AUGAAAGCCUGCAAACACUGGCACAAGCUACGAAACCUGAAUGUCCUGGACCUGCGGCACAUCUCAGAACUUAACAAUGAGACUGUGAUGGAGGUGGUGAGGAAAUGUCACAACCUCAGUUCCCUCAACCUCUGCCUCAACUGGAGCAUCAACGACAGGUGUGUGGAAAUCAUCGCCAAGGAGGGGAGAAGUCUGAAGGAGCUCUAUCUUGUGUCUUGUAAAAUCACAGACCACGCUCUGAUAGCCAUAGGCCAGUACAGCAGUACUAUAGAGACUGUGGAUGCCGGCUGGUGUAAGGACAUCACAGACCAGGGAGCCACGCAGAUCGCUCAGAGCAGCAAGUCCCUCCGCUACCUGGGCCUCAUGAGAUGUGACAAGGUGAACGAGGAGACGGUGGAGAGGCUGGUGGUCCAGUACCCUCACAUUGUUUUCAGCACGGUGAUGCAGGACUGCAAGAGAACCCUGGAGAGAGCUUAUCAAAUGGGCUGGAGCCCCAACACAUCGAACACUUCGUAGCUACUGCUGGAUCACACACAGACACACAUACAUACACACACAAACACAGAGGCCCUUUUUGUGUACAGACACAUACACAAUAUUUGAAACUCAGUCAUGUUUGCUUCUCAUCCACGAUUAAUACAUGCAUGUGAACAUGUAGCUACACACUCACAGAGAAAGGUCCAUUCAAGUGUUUCAUUUGAAGCAAAUCUCCCAUUUUAAUCAUUUAAGUAAAUAUGGGGCUCUUGGUAUUUUGUAAUUAAAUGAGACUUCAUACACCACCACUUGUUGGUUUUAGUCACCUUGACUGAAUCGUCCUCAGAGUUGUUUGUUCGGACUGGUCUUGAACACGUGAAAAAGAUUCAAACUAACGCAUCAUUAAAUCAAAGACGUUCAGCGAUGGUCGGACCAGAAUUGUUUUUAAUGAGAAUAGAUUAAAAAUGGUUUGUCGCCUCCAACUGGAACGCGAUGUUCCCGAGCACUGCGCCCUCUGCAGUGUUUACUCUUCAAACUGAAUUCAACUGCUGCAGUAAGAUAGCACUAGACAGAGCAGAGACUUGGAAAUCCGGAGAUGACAUCCCACAACUUCAGUCCGGAAGACAACUGAGCUGCCAGAGCUUCAGACCUUACUUGAGGCAUUUUGAGAAAUCUGUGAUGUUUAUUUUCUCCAUUUAGAAGAUUUUUCUUUUCUUGGAUGUUCAGUACAGUGUUAAAGGCAUUCGUGGACUCUUGCGUGUGUGUUGGAUUGUUGACAAGGCUCCCAUUUGAAGGACAGAGCUCUUUUCUGUGACUUAUUAUGCACAUUGUCAUGGUACAGAAGAAAAAUUCAGGCCAGGGUCAGUCAAACUCCUGGCAAAUGCAUGGCAGGAAAACAGCAUUGAUUACUUCUCCAAAACUGCAUGUUUACAUAGUGACUCUCUAUUACUUGGGAACAAUGCAGUUUUUGAUGCCAUGCACAUAUUUAGCAUUGACUGAGUAUCACCUUGAGUCAGCACAGAAUAAAAUCAAACAGUGAUUUAAAUAGAAGUUGCCUUUACUGAAAAACCCUGGGUCAGGAUAUUAACCACAACCGCCAUGAUGACAGGUAAGAUGAAACGUUGCCUUAAGUGGUUAGUAGGUAAUUGCCAUCCAAUUAGCAACCUGAAAUUGACCCAGAAUUUACUAAAGAAAUGUUUAUGUGCUCUGAGUUUAUCUGAUACCAUAUUCUCAUUAUUUGAUCUGUUAUAUACAUAUAAAUAAAUACUGUGUUUGAUUUAUUUAGCCUAAUAUCAGUUUUGAACAUAUACUUGUAACAUUAUCUAUGUAGCAAUGCAAUGAGGGAUUUAUCUUUGUUAGUGAUGUAGGAUGUAAAGAAAACAUUGGAGUGGGCCUAUAACCAGGGCCAGUAGAAAUAGGUAGGUAAGACUUGAUCAUUUUCCAUCUAUUCUAUAGAAACUCAGUAGUGUACAGUUAAAAAUGCAAAUAACCAGGGUAUUUUUCUAUGGUGUGAACCAGCUCUGGGCUCAGCCUCCACACACUGUCACUCAGAUAUGAACAAAAGACUGAGCUUAGGAUUUGAGUAGAAUGGUAAACUUUCUACAGCAUAUAGAGAUUUCAGACAAUUAAAAACAUGUUAAUUUUACCCUUGUCAGGAUUUGUAGACUUUAAUCGAUGGAGAGUCUCUCUCUCAGCCUGUUUUUGUUCUGUUUCUGUUCUUUUGUAAUCCCCAUAUGCACUUUCUUCUCUGCUAGAUGUUGACACACUUGAUUCCUGAUUUGUUAAGGCAACCGUAAAUGACUGGAUUUACAUAAAGAUGAAUAAAACACUACUACUUCAAGCUA
Messenger RNA from Micropterus dolomieu (smallmouth bass), 2318 nucleotides. RefSeq names its product F-box/LRR-repeat protein 17-like. Gene Ontology annotation, cellular component: SCF ubiquitin ligase complex. NCBI's taxonomy places the organism in Eukaryota, Metazoa, Chordata, Actinopteri, Centrarchiformes, Centrarchidae. The coding region runs from base 1 to 516 and encodes 171 amino acids. The transcript has 5 exons. Gene Ontology annotation, biological process: SCF-dependent proteasomal ubiquitin-dependent protein catabolic process. The record is from RefSeq and is a predicted model, not a curated record. Gene Ontology annotation, molecular function: protein binding.